AUGGAGAACAUUGACGUAGCCGAAACGAGGAAUGUUAAAAUUGAAGUGGAUGAGAUAGACGAUAAUGUUUACUUUGAGAGCCUAAUAGAGAUAGUAAAUCACGAAAAUGUGCUGGACGUACAACCGACAGAAAACAUUGUGAAGAAAGAACUUACACAUAGCUGCCAGAAUCUCACAUUAACGUUGAACGUACAAAUAUUGAAGAAAACACCGAUAGAAAAUAUAAUAAAAGAAGGAGAAAAAGAAAAUGAAGAAGAAGGAUAUAUAUUGUUGGAAAUAGGACCAAUGAAAAUUCCUGAGGAGACAACAUGUCUGAACACACGUACAUACACUUGCAACAACUGUCAUAAGCCAUUCACUACUAAAAAACAAAUUGCCUGUCACUUAAAAAAAUGUCCCACCGUGGAUGUCCAAACCAGGCCUCGUGUACAUUUAAAAAAAAUAAGCGAAAUUCUACGGGAUGAAGAAAAAAAUGGCAUUCUGAUGUCAAAGAAACGGGAAGAAAGCGACAAAACGCUGGAAAAUAUUGCGAAUGAAAAACGUCUAUUUCUAUGCUGUACGUGCGGUGAAGUAUAUACCAGCCGAGACAAAAUCACUGAUCACUUGUCAAACAAACACACUCCUAAACGUUAUUUAAACAAGAGGAAAAAAUGUCGCCGACCAAAGCGUGUCCAACGUCAACCAACACAUGAAAAGAUCCACACCGGCGAAAAACCCUAUUCUUGUGCCGUGUGCUCGAAGGGGUUUAUUCAGCGGUCUUGUCUCAAAGUGCACGAGCGCAUGCACACCGGCGUCAAGCCGUUCGUGUGCGACGUUUGUGCUAAACAAUUCAAUCAGAAAAUCGAGCUGAAAGUGCACGAACGCUCGCACAUGGGCGAAAAACCUUUCAGUUUCGCCGAAAACGCCUCGCUGACCGUACACGUGCGCGGUCACACGAACGAAAGACCGUACGAGUGCGAGGUGUGCAACAAACGUUUCACCGCCGCUUCCAAUCUGAUGAGCCACCGGAAAUUGCACACCGGCGAGCGGGCGUACAAGUGCGCCGACUGCGAGAAAUCGUUUGCCCAGAAAAUGCACCUGCAGGUGCACUGCCGCAUCCACACGAAAGAAAGGCCGUACACGUGCGGCACGUGCGGCAAGGGGUUCUCGCAUAGGUCCAAUUUGAGAGCGCACGAGAAAGCCCACAACCCCGAGAAAACGUACGGCUGCGAGGUGUGCAAGAAAAUGUUCACGUGUCUGUCCAAUCUGAUCAGACACCGCGCGGUGCACACCGGCCACAGACCAUACCAGUGCAAAAUCUGCGACAGAAAGUUCGCCCAGAACAUGCACCUGACGAUGCACAUCCGCGUGCACACGGGCGAGAAGCCGCACAAGUGUUCCGUGUGCCAAAAAGCAUUUGCCAGCAAGUCCAACUUGACGAUGCACGAGCUGGCGCACAGCAAGGAGAAACAAUUCUCGUGCAAGUGGUGCAACACGCGCUUCAGUUUCAGCACCAACAUGCUGAGACACCAGAAGAUGCACACCGCCGGCCAGAAACCGUACGAAUGUGCCAUAUGUCAAAAAGGGUUUGUAUACAAGGCUUAUCUUAAAACGCACAUUAAAACUCACGAACGCGAAACUGCGAAAAAUCGAAAUUCGCCUGCAGUUUGA
Messenger RNA from Adelges cooleyi (spruce gall adelgid), 1650 nucleotides. RefSeq names its product zinc finger protein ZFP2-like. NCBI's taxonomy places the organism in Eukaryota, Metazoa, Arthropoda, Insecta, Hemiptera, Adelgidae. The record is from RefSeq and is a predicted model, not a curated record. The transcript has 5 exons. Bases 1 to 1650 code for a protein of 549 amino acids.